Acaromyces ingoldii is the source of this 1719-nucleotide messenger RNA. RefSeq names its product peptide chain release factor eRF/aRF subunit 1. The record is from RefSeq and is a predicted model, not a curated record. NCBI's taxonomy places the organism in Eukaryota, Fungi, Basidiomycota, Exobasidiomycetes, Exobasidiales, Cryptobasidiaceae. The coding region runs from base 150 to 1469 and encodes 439 amino acids. Gene Ontology annotation, cellular component: translation release factor complex; cytosol. Gene Ontology annotation, molecular function: sequence-specific mRNA binding; translation release factor activity, codon specific. The transcript is spliced from 5 exons. Gene Ontology annotation, biological process: cytoplasmic translational termination.
GGCGAAGGCAAGUUUUUUGUUUUCGCGUGUACACCAGGACCCCCUUCUUCUCAACGACGUAGCGCAAAGUAACCCUUCUCCUCUCACUCAUUCAUACCCCCUUUCUUUCUCCGUCCCUUCCACGAGAUCAAGGCGCGUUCGACACAACUAUGGCUUCGCAACCACAGACCGAGGCCGAGGCCAACAUUCAGAUCUGGAAGGUCAAGAAGCUCAUCAAGAGCCUCGACAAUGCUCGAGGUGCUGGUACCAGCAUGAUCUCGCUCAUUCUGCCUCCCCGAUCGCAAAUCUCUCAGACGAGCAACAUGCUCACACAGGAGUACGGCACGGCGUCAAACAUUAAGUCGCGCGUCAAUCGUCUCUCCGUCCUGGGUGCUAUCACGUCGACGCAGCAGCGUCUCAAGCUCUACACAAGGGUGCCACCGAACGGGCUUGUGGUCUACUGCGGCACCAUUCUGACCGACGAGGGCAAGGAGAAAAAGGUCAACUUUUCAUUCGAGCCUUUCAAGCCGAUCAACACCUCCCUCUACCUCUGCGACAACAAAUUCCACACAGAGGCCCUCGCCGAGCUGCUCGAGAGCGAUGCGAAGUUUGGCUUCAUUGUCAUGGACGGAAACGGGUCUCUCUUCGGAACGCUGAGCGGCAACACGAGGUCUGUGCUGCAGAAAAUUUCGGUCGACUUGCCAAAGAAGCACGGCCGUGGUGGUCAGUCUGCCCUGCGUUUCUCGCGUCUGCGUGAAGAGGCGCGCCACAACUACGUCCGAAAGGUCGCCGAGCUGGCGACACAGCAUUUCAUCACCGAUAACAAGUGCAACGUCGCUGGUCUGGUCCUGGCUGGUAGCGCCGACUUCAAGACGGAGCUGGGCCAGUCGGAUCUGUUUGACCACCGCCUCGCCCCCAAGGUUAUCCGAACUGUCGACGUCUCCUACGGCGGUGAGAAUGGCUUCAACCAGGCGAUUGAGCUGUCAGCCGAGUCGCUCCAGAACGUCAAAUUCAUCCAGGAGAAGCGUCUGAUCCAAAAGUACUUUGACGAAAUCAGCCUCGAGACGGGCAAGUACUGCUUUGGCUUGGACGACACAUUCAAGGCGCUGGACCUCGGCGCUGUCGAGACGCUCAUCGUGUGGGAGAAUUUGGACAUUACGAGGCACACGCUCCGAGACUCGGAAGGUCACGAGGUCAUUGUGAUGACGACCAAGGAGCAAGAGCAGGACAAGAGCCGGUUCAUGGACAAGGCCACGGGAGUCGAAAUGGAGCAGGCCGAUGAACCGCAGUCGCUCCUCGAGUGGCUCGCCGAGCACUACCGCGACUUCGGAACGAACCUCGAGUUCGUUACGGAUCGGUCGACCGAGGGCAUGCAGUACGUCAAGGGCUUCGGUGGCUUUGGCGGUAUCCUGCGCUACAAGGUUGCUUUUGAGGACAUGGCCGUCUUUGAAGAUGACGACGAGUUCAUGAGCGACAGCGACGACGAUUGACUCGUCGUCGAGUCUCGCCCUCCUCCCGCCGCCCGCGCUGGGGACAGCGCUGACGGCGGCACCAUCGAGGGGUCGAGGCUGAGGGAAUCACUGGCAAAUGGCACGCCGUCCUCUUCAUCGAUCGUUCGCUCCAUCAAAGGGCUCGCCGGAGCCUCGUCAUCGUCGUCUUCACCGUCGAUGACGCAGCCCAGUCAAGGAAGGGCGCCAUGGAGCAAGAGCAUCUUUGGCAGGCUGGCAACUUCAUCUUAAG